AUGGGUGUGGUGGUGGUGGGGGGAGAGCUGGCAGGGCAGGAGUUUCUGCUGAGGGGGGUUGGAGUCCCAGAGCAGGUGAGAUCUCUGUGCCUUCCCUGGACCCGAGAUCUCUCUGUCUUCUGGGAGCCAGCUCUGCACAAGCAGGUGCCAGGCCAGUUUGCAGACAACCAGAACUGGAUCCAGAGAGAAUGGCUCCAGGGACCCAGAGACCCUCAUCCCAGCAGCUGGGUCCACACAAGGUCUCUACAGUAUGAAUGGGAGGCCCCCUCAGAGGGAAGGCCCAAGCAGUGUCAGGGACCAGGAAAAGCUCAUUUUCAGAAGGAGUUGGUGACAUUCAAGGAUGUGGCUGUGCAUUUCACCCAGGAGGAGUGGCGCCUCUUGGACCAUCCUCAGAGAGAGCUGUACAAGGAGGUCAUGCUGGAGAAUGUCCAGAACCUGCUCUCUGUGGGACUUCCAGUUUCUAGAGAAGAUUUGAGCUCUCCUUUCCAGGAAGGGGAAUCGCCAGGGAUGGUAGAGCACAAAGGUCCAAGGAUAUCCUGUCCAGGUGGAGAGACCAGGUUGGAAGUGAAGAAGAUGGCUACAAAGGUGAACAUUUCUGUUGAAGAAUUUGUCCAGCUUAGAUUUGAGAAUGAUGGUGCCUGUAACUGCAAUUUGAAAGAAAUCUGUGACUCUGAUACCAAGGGGGGUAACAGUAUCUGUGAAUUUGGUGAAAUUGAAAAGGCACUCAGACAGUUUUCAGUCUUUAAUAACAGCAAGAGAACGACUUCAUGGAAUGAAUAUUUUGAGGACUGUGAAGAAAAGAAAUGGUUUCCUCAACAACUAGAGCCUUUUGAGGCCCAGGAGAAGUCUCUUCUAAUGAAAAUAUCCAAAGGUAAUCAUCUGGAAAUGGCUUUGAAUUUGAAUUCUAAUCUCAUUAGACAUCAGAAAAGUGACAAAAGUGGGAAGGCCUUCAGUGAGAACUCUAAGUUCAUUCCUCUUCAGAAAAUUCAUAUUAGAAAGGAGCCUGUUGAAUACAAUGAAUGUAAAGCAACCUCAUCCUAUCAGUCAUAUCUUCCUUGCCAUGCUAGAUUGUACCAUGGAAUAAGAAGAGAUGCAGUUCAUUGUUGUGGAAAGGCCUUUGGUUGGAACUCAGAUCUUAUUAGGCAUCAGAACAUUCACAUUGGAAAAAAGUUUUAUAAAUGUAAUCAGUGUGGAAAGACUUUCACAGGGGAAUCCCAUCUUGUUGUACCUGAGAGAAUCCACACUGGAAAAAAACCUUAUGAAUGUCUUCAUUGUGGAAAGACUUUCGCACAUGAGAGAACCCAUACUGGAGAGAAACCUUAUGAAUGUAAUCUGUGUGGGAAGGGUUUCACAAAGAGAUGCAGUCUUGUUCAGCAUGAGAGAAUCCACACUGGAGAGAAACCUUAUGAAUGUCAUCAGUGUGGGAAGGCUUUCACAGAGAAAUUCUCUCUUGUUGAGCAUGAGAGAAUCCACACUGGAGAGAAACCCUAUGAAUGUGAUCAGUGUGGAAAGAAGUUCAGGUACAGGUCCAGUUGUGCUGCACAUCAGAGAAUCCACACUGGAGAGAAACCUUAUGAAUGUGAUCAGUGUGGAAAGAAGUUCAGGUACAGGUCCGGUUUUACUGCACAUCAGAGAAUCCACACUCGAGAGAAACCUUAUGAAUGUGAUCAGUGUGGGAAGGCUUUCACAGAGAGAUCCGAUCUUGCUAGGCAUCAGAGAAUCCACACUGGAGAGAAACCUUAUGAAUGUAAUCAGUGUGGAAAGACUUUCACAAAGAGUUCCAGGCUUGCACAGCAUGAGAGAAUCCACACUGGAGAGAAACCUUAUAAAUGUAAUCAGUGUGGGAAGGCUUUCACAGUGAGAUCCAGUCUUGUUGCACAUCAGAGAAUCCACACUGGAGAGAAACCUUUUGAAUGUUAUCAGUGUGAAAAGGCUUUCACAGUCAGCUCCCAUCUUGUUAGACAUCAGAGAAUACACACUAGAGAGAAACCUUAUCAAUGUAAUCAGUGUGGAAGGACCUUUACAGAGAGACCCAGUCUUGUUGCACAUCAGAGAAUCCACAAGGAAGAGAUCUUAGGAAUAUAA
Messenger RNA from Dromiciops gliroides (monito del monte), 2085 nucleotides. Its product is annotated as zinc finger protein 883-like. Gene Ontology annotation, biological process: regulation of DNA-templated transcription. Lineage: Eukaryota; Metazoa; Chordata; Mammalia; Microbiotheria; Microbiotheriidae. The record is from RefSeq and is a predicted model, not a curated record. The transcript has 8 exons. The coding region runs from base 1 to 2085 and encodes 694 amino acids.